AUGGAAGUAGUUCAUCAUAAUAUACCAAUUGACAUCAUUCGCAAGAUUCUUUUGAAGUUGGAGAUAAAAUCUGUGAUCCGAUGUGAAUGCGUAUGCAAAGAAUGGCGUUCCAUCAUACAAGACCCCGAUUUCAAGCUCUCGUAUGACGGGUCGAAACGAGUCAUUGUGGUGGCACAAAGCAGCAAAAGCUGCUUAGCCCUAACAUCCAUAACCAACACUACUACUCCCCUCAUUGAGACGCUAUUCCGGCGUGACACCCGUGGUAGUACCACGUUUCCCCCCCUAAAUCGUUGGUGGUCCGGUGUUUGGUGUUCUUGCAACGGGCUCGUGCUUUUCUCCUUGAGAGAACAUAUUCUGUUAUGGAAUCCCACCACUCGCUGCUGCACAAAAGUGCUUGAGCUUCAACGCUUGCUCUCUUCGUGGGAUGUCCUCGAUUUGGUCGAGGGGCUAUGCUAUGACGUCCCAUCUUUGGGGCGUAACGAUGUGGUCUCGGGGCUAUGCUAUGUCCCAUCCACCGGGGAUUACAAGGCCGUUGUGUGUUUCCUCUGUGAUAGAACUAGUGUUUUUGUUGCCAGCCUCAAGAGCAAAGAGUGGCGGAAAGUGUUGUUUCCUUACAACACAGAGUCCAUUAGAGACGACGGGGUUAACUUUCACAACACACUCCAUUGGAGGGUGGGUGAUUUGCAAACAGGAUUGGACAAGAUCGUUUAUUUUGACCCGGAGAGCGAUGAGUUCAAAGAGAUGUCCAUUCCCGUCCCAGAAGGAGAAAGUAGUGUAAUUCUUGGAAUGGGAAUCAUUGACGAGUGUCUCUGCGUGGCUCUCGAACUUGAACGGGGAGGAUCGAUACAAGUGUUGGUUAUGAAGGAAUAUGGAGUGGAGAAAUCAUGGGUCACUGGGUUUAACAUCUCUACCAUCUAUUUGGACUGUGAAAAAUUCAGUAGUGAUUAUAUAAACGCCACAUUAUACUCUUCCAAAUGCAAUGCCAAAGUGCUCAUGAUAUGCAGGAACAUCUCGUCCUCCUGGGAAAUAUUAGUUCAUGAUUUGAAAAAUAACACCCUCAAGCCUACUUUCUUCACAGAAUCAUCAGUAUAUUGGGGCUUUAUUGGUAUAUGUUCCUAUGUUCAGAGUACUGUUUCUCCACGUGAAUUUAUUUGGAGAUAUAAUGAUGAUCAGCACAACCCCCCAGCCCAGAAUGAUGAUGCUUUGUUGAGGUUUAUUUUGGGAAGGUUUAAUAUCUGA
Messenger RNA from Ipomoea nil (Japanese morning glory), 1239 nucleotides. RefSeq names its product F-box/kelch-repeat protein At3g23880-like. Bases 1 to 1239 code for a protein of 412 amino acids. The record is from RefSeq and is a predicted model, not a curated record. Gene Ontology annotation, molecular function: protein binding. Lineage: Eukaryota; Viridiplantae; Streptophyta; Magnoliopsida; Solanales; Convolvulaceae. The transcript has a single exon.